CCACCGCCGUGAUAUGGAAUAUGACGAGUGACUUCUAGCAGUCUCUAUGGCACACUUUGGCUACGACCAGGGUGUUUUUUCGGGUACUCUCAUAUCCGCUGAUUUUCUCAAGACUUUCCCUCAGAUCAAGAAUCCAGGUGUAUCGGGUAUUACGUCCAGCUGCUUCUCGCUCGGUGCAUUCUUCGGCUGUCUUGCUUCGUUUCUGCUAGCUGAUCGCUUUGGGCGGAAGAAGUCGAUCUACUUUGGGCUCGUGGUUAACGUGAUUGGAGCGGUGCUGCAGAUUGCAGCCUACCAUUUGCCUCAGUUGGUAGUUGGGCGUAUUGUGAACGGGUUCGCUAUGGGUAUCAUAUCUACGACUUGCCCUAUCUUCAUGGCGGAGACCUCGCCAUCUCAUAUCAGGGGCAAACUUGUCGUACUAGGCUCACUCAGCGUCACUGCAGGGUUCUGCUUAGCCAACUGGAUCAACUAUGCCUUAUUCAACGAUAACGGGCCUUUCCAGUGGCGAUUUCCUUUGGCUUUCCAGCUCGUCUUUACCAUCAUAGCACUAAUAUUCUUACCGCUUUCUGUAGAAUCUCCACGUUGGUGCCUGCUGCGAGGAAGGGUCCAGGAGGCACGAGUUGUCCUUGCUCGGCUGAGGGGGGCCGGAUGUGACCUUGACGACAUCUACGUGGACUAUGAUCUUAGGUCGAUCCAGAAGACACUUGAGGAUGAACAGUCAGCCUGCUUAUCCACUGUGGACACACUACUAUGCAGAGACCCUUCCCAGAGCCUGCGCCGUUUGUUGCUCAGCUGUGGGACGCAGCUUAUGCAGCAGUUUAGCGGUGUCAACCUGUUGGGCUAUUACCUUCCUACCAUCUUGAUAGAGUCAGUCGGCGUCUCAAACGCGUCUGCAAGGUUACUUUCCGCUGCCAAUUCCACUCUCUACCUAGCAGCUGCCUUUCUAUGCUUGGUUCUUAUUGAUCGAGUUGGGAGGCGAAGGCUUAUGAUGUACGGCUCCCUCACGACGGGAUCUUGCUACCUCGUUGCCGCAAUCACCCUGAAAGAGGCGACAUUGCACCCGGAGCAGAAGGCGGCGCUCGGCAAAGCCACUGUUGCCAUGUUCUUCCUUUAUUAUUUUUGCUACGGCACCAGCUUCGCGAAAGUCCCUUGGGUUUUCAAUUCGGAAAUCAACAGUCUAGGCUGGCGUAACAGGGGAGCUGCCGCCGGCGCCGCGACUAACUGGUUGAGUGCGUUUGUUAUUCUCCAGUUUACCAAGGCUGGCGUGGAUAACCUCGGGUGGGGAUUAUAUCUUCUUUUUGCGGGAUUCUGCUGGUCUUACUUCCCUAUCGUCUACCUCUUCUACCCGGAGACCUCGCACCGAACCCUCGAGGACAUGGACGAGAUAUUUAGACACCAUGGCGGUAGCCUGUUCGUCUUUAGGGAUAAGAUUCUCACUCAGCAAAGACGACCGCUGGAGUUCAUCGAGGCGGAGCAGAGACGUAUUCUGGAGCUCCCUGGUUCGCCCCUGGAAUCCCGAGAUGCUGAGGUGUGAAAGCCUGACAGUUGAAUAUCUGAUGUGAGUGAGUGUGUGGUAUGUGGUAUAAGGGAGACGAUGGUGGAGGUUGGAUCUUAUUCAGAUACCCAGGGGACGUAUUGUUUUCUUAUCUACCAACGAAGGGUUUGCGGUUUGGGUUAUCUUUUCGUACAGCUUGAUUCGACUUGGAAGGACUUGGAUACUUGGGACACACCGUACUUUUUUUUCAUUGAUUUCUUAUUUGUUGUCUUGGAGCACUUUCCUUUUUUUUUUCUUUUGCUUUUCUACCUAUGCACCUAUUACACAAUCACGCAGGUAUACUUGAUAUCACAGCUCCUUGAAGACCAUAACACCAAAAAAACACAUAGUAGUAUGUAUCAAUCUCAUUGUGCAGCGAGUUGGCGAAUUGGCGAAGUACGUGAGAAGACUGUCAACAACAAUUCAUUAUGCGAAUGCCUAUCCUGUACACUCGAACACGCAUUACUUACCUACUUAGGUACUAGGUAGCCAAGAAAGAUUACAGUCAUGUAGGAAUAAUUACGCUCGUCGAGGAAUGAGUCCACGAAUCCCCAUGAUCGAAAUUGGGAGAGCUAUUCCAAUUUGAAGAAGUAUUCUUAAUCUUGUAAAGCCUUGUCUCAACUUUUAUCAUUGGGAUGAAGUUUAGAAUGAUUCUCGCGAGUAGGGGGUUCCCGCCCUGCCUAGCUAGAUCUCAUACAUAUAUAAAAUCGAUAUC
Messenger RNA from Hypoxylon fragiforme, 2246 nucleotides. RefSeq names its product general substrate transporter. Lineage: Eukaryota; Fungi; Ascomycota; Sordariomycetes; Xylariales; Hypoxylaceae. The coding region runs from base 47 to 1531 and encodes 494 amino acids. Gene Ontology annotation, cellular component: membrane. Gene Ontology annotation, molecular function: carbohydrate:proton symporter activity. The record is from RefSeq and is a predicted model, not a curated record. The transcript is spliced from 8 exons. Gene Ontology annotation, biological process: carbohydrate transport; transmembrane transport.